CUGCCAUCCACUCCUGUCUGUUGUACCUGCUUGGCUGCUUAACUUACCUAUCAGUCACUUUUAUUCACUGGUAACAACAUCACCGACAGAAAAAAUGAUGCCGUUUUGUUUCAAAGUCGGCGUGCAGGUGCGUUUUGAAGAAAACAUGUGAAGUGUCCGUUUGGUUUCAGUAUUUUUGCUGUUUAGCUGAGUCCAUUUUGCGUCUAACUGGAAGUGGAAAAAGACAAAGAGAAAACAGCUUUCCAACAGCUAGAAUGGUUUGGGCCUAAAAAGAAGACAAGAGCAACAUGAACCGUGAGGACCGGAAUGUGCUCCGAAUGAAAGAAAGAGAAAGGAGAAAUCAAGAAAUACAACAGGGAGGAGGAGAGGCCUUUCCAGCAAAUUCCCCCCUCUUCCCUGAACCCUACAAAGUGGUUAGUGUCAGCAAAGCAGAUAUACUGUCCAACCGUAUUCAGAGCAUGUUGGGCAAUUACGACGAGAUGAAAGAGCCGAUUGGUGACACUCUUCCAAAGCUUCCGGGUAAACCUUCAAACAGCUCGUCUUCCUCUGAAGAGAAGUCCGGCCCGCCUUUAUUUGGCGGGGACCAGCGUGGUAUUGGUAGUGGAGGUGGUAGCCAGAGCAGUAAGUGGACUCCUGUAGGCCCAGCAGCGGGAGGAUCUUCAUCUCAGUCACAGAAACGUUCCGGAACCGCAGGCGGACACAGUAGCCUGAGGAACAGCGGCAGCAGUAGCGGCAGCAGCAGUAGCCAGAGAGGAGAAGCGCGAGAAAAGAAAUCCAGUAAGCACAGCGGAGGCUCGGAGCACUCAAAGUCACACACUUCAAGUCCAGCGAAGGGUUCGUUGAGUUCCUCUGGCAGCCACUCACGAAGCUCCUUGUCUGCUGAGCAGCAUCACCCUAAGUAUCGCAACAAGUCACCUAGAGACAGGGAGGCCAACUGGGAUUCCCCCUCACGGGUUCACACAUCAUUCCCUAGUGGACAGCACUCGAGUCAAGCCUUCCCUCCAUCUCUCGUCAAGCCCAGCUCAAUGCUGCAAAAGCCCACAGCUUACGUGCGGCCUAUGGAUGGCCAAGAAACGGCGGAACCCAAGAGCUUACAAUCCGAAAGCUACGGCGGGCAGUCUCACAGCAGCACCAUGGGAGAAGUGAAGUCCAUCGGCAAAGCUUCCCUUACAAAACUCAAGAUCCCCUCACAGCCUGUUGAGGGAUCCGGUGAUGCCAACUGUGUCGACGAAAUCCUAAAGGAAAUGACUCAGUCAUGGCCUCCUCCACUUACAGCCAUCCACACUCCCUGCAAAACAGAGCUCUCCAAGUUUCCAUUCCCCACCAAGGAUGCACACUCUUUUCAAAGUGGACAUAAGCGAGGCAGUUCUUCAAAGAGCUCCAGCAGCCAUCAGCCUAAAGAAAGCACCAUGCUGAAAGAAGAUUUAAUAGUAAGCAGCAGUGAGGACAGCGAUGGAGAACAAGAAUCCAAGAACGCCUCAAGGAACACGUCAGCAAGCAAUAACAGUGAAGCUGCCGAGCCAACCAGGGACGACUCCAGCAGCCACAGCGGCUCGGAGAGCAGCUCUGGUUCCGACAGCGAGAGCGAAAGCAGCACGACAGACAGCGAAGCUAACGAGCGCCCGCGGACCGCCUCUCCUGAACCUGAACAGCCUGUGACCAACAAGUGGCAGCUGGAUAACUGGUUCAAGAACGUUCCAGCAAAAUGUAAGAAAGAAGGCCGAGAUUACAGGUCAGAGGACUCAGCACCACCACCACCUAGCAGGGAAAAGGGUGCAGAGGGUGGCCGUGGCCGACAGAAGUCCCCCGCCCAGAGCGAAGGUGGCACAAAUCCUAGAAUACGAGUUGGUAAAAAGCAGCCUAAAAAGUCGGAGAAGCCUCCUGUGGUGGAGGAACCCAAGGGAGGUCUAAAAGUGGAGACCGAGCCAGCUCCAGAGAUACCUUCUCACCGGCCGAUUGCCCCCACCAAAGGCUCACGCAAACCAAGCAUCAAAAAAGAAUCCAAGUACUCUCCCAGGCCCCCGUCAACUUCCGUCAAUACCACUACAGACAAACGCAAGACCAAGGCACCCACCAAGACCCCUCAGUCUCGUGAAAUUAUUUCUACAGACUCUUCUUCAUCAGAUUCAGAGGAAAACGAUAGCAUCCCAUCCUCGUCGCAGACUCCCAAGUAUACGGAGAGCAUCAGGACCCCCGUGUGUGUGUUUUCUCCUGUGUUGUCUCCGCUCAGUGACCCCGAGGAACGCUACCCCACAAGACAACCUCAGCAGCAGGUUUUACUCGUCAAGAUUGAUCUCAGCUUGCUGUCGAGGAUCCCAGGGCGGACCUACAAGGAGCCUGCAGAGAUUAAAGUGGAGAGGGAAGACUCUCACGACCGAGAAAGCAGCAAGGACAUCAGCAAGCAGAGCAAGUCCAAGAGGAAACACAAGACCGACGAGGAAGGCUCAAAGCCAGAGAGUAAGCGAUUCAAGCCUGACGAUAAAACUCAGUCUCCUCAUAAAACCAGCAGUAAAGAGUCAAAGAGACCUUUAGAGAAGAAAGAGGAGCCUGUACCCUCUCCUUCCAUAUCCGGUCCUCAGCGGACGCCUAAGUCAGAGCAUCCGAGCCGAAAGGGGACAGUCAACCAGUCAUCCACGUUGCUAUCAAGCGGCAGCACAAGUAAAAAAGCAGUGAGCCACAGCAGCAAGGGCAGCUCCACCUCCAAACACAAAAAAGGAGAGGACAAGGGACGCAGCACACGCGAGGGCAAGGUUGAUGAGAAAAUAUCAUCUAACCAAAUGGCUGUGCCCCCUCUUCCCACGGAUGGUUCUAGGUCUCAGAGAUCCAAGAUGCUGUUUGAGGACAGGGUUCAUUCCGCUGAUCACUACUUACAAGAAGCUAAGAAACUCAAGCACAAUGCAGAUGCACUGACGAACCGUUUUGAAAAGGCAGUGUACUACCUUGAUGCUGUGGUCUCAUUCAUUGAAUGUGGUAAUGCUCUGGAGAAGAGCGCCCAGGAAGCCAAGUCACCCUUCCCGAUGUACGCUGAAACAGUGGAGCUUAUCAGAUACACUAUGAAGUUAAAAAGCUACAUGGCCCCAGAUGCUACUUCAGCAGACAAGAGGCUAGCUGUGCUUUGUCUUAAAUGCCAGUCCCUUCUCCAUCUGCGGUUGUUCAAGCUGAGGAAAGACAGUGCUCUAAAAUACUCCAAAACACUCACAGAACAUUUGAAGAAUUCUCUGAGUAACACCCAGGCUCCCUCUCCUGGAAUGGGAAAUAAGGCGGCAGGUAUGCCCUCUCCAGUUUCGCCAAAACUCUCACCAGGCACAGCAAGUAGCUACUCGUCAGUCAGCAGCAACAGCAGUGGCAGCUCGUCUGUGACCAUACCUCAGCGUAUCCACCAGAUGGCUGCCAGCUACGUCCAGGUCACCUCCAACUUCCUCUACGCCACAGAGAUCUGGGACCAGGCUGAGCAAGUUGCCAAGGAGCAGAAGGACUUCUUCUUGGAGUUGGACAAAGUGAUGGGUCCUCUGAUCUUCAACACCAGCAGCAUGACAGAACUGGUGCGUUACACUCGGCAGGGUCUCCACUGGCUGCGACUGGACGCUAAUCUUAGCCACUAGCGAGGACUUGUUCGCUGCAAGCUGCUUCCUCAAACUCACCUCAGCCUUUCAUGCUUUGCAGCCUGUGCUCAAAGACACAACAAACAUGCACACAAAUAUAUGUACUGUAUACAAACACACACCAACACAGCCCACCUCUGGUCCUCCAUGUAUUCUUACACAUGGUUAACCUCUGAGACAUAUCUCCAACACUGUGUCCAUUUUUAUGCACCAGCUUGCCAAAAAGAAAAAAACUGAGCAAUUUAGGACAUCUCACACCUUCAGCGGCAACGCGUCAAAACUCAAGAGCUGAUCGCCACGCUUCACAUUUCAGCGACCCUAUGAAAAUCUUCAAGGCCCUGUUUUUAUCUGUUCUGUAUAAAAGUGAUUGUUUCUUAUAAGUACACUAAACCUGGGAUUUUUGUUUCUUUUUAGGCUACUUUGGCUUUUAACUUCUUUUUUUUUCAACUUUAUUUCACCAAAGUACCUCCCAGAAACACCAAAGGUGCUUUAAAAUGAAGGUUUCUCUUUAUCAUUUUUGUGCCUUGUAAAUGAGCUACAGGAAAACAGUCACCAAUAAGAUUUGAUUUCUUUUUAUAUGUGUUUCUUCACUUGCUGGUAUUUAAGUCAUCAAUUAGUAGUUAAUUGAAGCUGGCAAUUAUACUUUUUAACAGUUAUGCAUAUUUUUAAAGUGAUUGUAAAAUGUCUUGGAAGGAUUCUGACAAAAAUAUUAAGAAUACUAGAUGGGUCUUCAUGUCAAACUUUAAUCAGAGGCUGUUUUUAGAAUCAGGAACUUCUCAAAAUGUAGAUUGUUGUUUUCAAAAUGCAUAAGAUAGCAAAUUUAAACUUAUUGUAUCAACUGGAAGAUUUUUACCUUUUUGAAGAUUAAAAUUUCUGCUCCUGAGAGACACUUUUAUUGCUAUAUUGUUUAGACAUUUUCUCAAGCAAGGGUCACUCCCACAUAGUGUUAUUCCCAUUUUUUUGAAAUCCUUUUAACAGUGUAUUUUUCUAAGGAACAGCAGGGAUUGUCAUAAGUAUUGCAGAUUGUGUCCACACAUACAAUGCAAAUGCAGUUAUUUAUUUUGAAUUUUUUAAAACAAACCAAGGUUUUUUUGAAUCGUCAAGACUAAAACAAAUUAAGUAAAAAGUAGAGGUUUUCUUUCUUAUAAGGGGAAAAUCUAAUCAUUGACAGAGAUUAGCAGUGUUGUAUUUAUGUGAUAAAGAUUUUGUAUAUCUCAGAUAAGAAAUAUAAUGACCACUAUAGAUUCUAUUUAUAUGCCAAGCAGAUCAUUUUUCUUCUAGCUAGUGCAAAAUGAAAGAUUUAGUUGGCGUUUAGUAUAUGAACAAGUCUUUGUACUGGUAUUGUUUCUAAACGAUGACAUUUUUAAAACAAAUCAUACUUGUCUUACAAAAAAAUAGCUGGUACAGCAGGCAAAGAGAUGCAUUGAGUAAAUAUAAAUGUUUGCUUUCCAUUUGCAAUCAUUGAUGCUUAUAAUGGUUAUAAUUGGAGAUGCACCAAUCAGGCCGAUAUCAGUUUCCUUUCCUCCAGAUUCCAAUUUUGACCAAAUUUGAUAUUUUGUUUCCCUUUUAAGUCCAUAAAAUGCGAAACAGGAAAACGUGUGUUGUUGCAGGUUCUUUGACAUAGAUUGUAGUUAUCAACUCAUGCAUCAAACCAAAUGUCUCUAACUUUUAUCUGUUUAUUAUUAAAUUCACAAAGUGCAUAAAAGUGCAAAAUGCUAUUGGUUUAUACUGAAAAUAAUGGGCAUUUUUCGAUUGGAGGCAUUCAGUUAACCUGGGAAAAAUCAGCUUUUUCUCAAUUUCACCUCCAGAGUGAGUGAAAAUUAGCCGAACCUGAUCUCUUACCGACUGAUUGGUGCAUCUGUAGUUAUAACUAUCCUGGGUGAUUAGAUGACAUUGUCACUACUUAGAGGAAUUAAAAUGUUUUGUUCCUGAGAAACCAUGCUGGAAAUCCCAAGCUUGGGCCAAAUAGUACUUGUGCUAAAAUCAUAAGUUGAUUUUUGCUACAAGGUAAGAAAGUGCCACAAAGUUUUGGAGAUUUAUUGAACCUUUUUUUUUAUUCUUGUUUCUGCAUUAAAACCUAAAUACUGUUUACUGUUUGGCCCAGCUUUUUCUUGUUGCUUAUAUAUUUUCCUUUUUUCACUGGCUCCCUGGACUUUUAUUGCUGGAGGGAAUACUGUUAUUUUCUCUUCCACUUAAAGAGGAGAAAGUCAGGAGAGGUAUUAUUUUUUGAUCUAUGCAGGAUUUCUACAAAAACAAACAAAAAAAUGUUUUCAGGAGUAAAGAUCAUUUUUAAGCUUAGGGGUUUUCUUCCUUUUUUCCACAUCAGUGACAAACCUGUUCAGCUCAAGCGGCCAUUGCCUUUAGCUUUUGCAAUUUUCUGUAGUGGUGUAUUAUACCUGUGUAUAUAAUUUUUUUUUUUUUUUUAUAACCAAACACAAAAGCUGGAGAGUCGUCUUUUCCUCAGUGGGUUUUGCCGACCCGAUCACUGUCUUCAUACACUGGUACACUUUGUAAGUUAAGAUGUGCGCCUUGUGCUUCCUACACUAUCUCGUAGUGAAAUGUAAGAAAAUAGCAUUAGAACGGUCUUUAACAGUUGCUACUCACGCUUAUUUAUUUUUCUGCCCAUUUGUUUUUCCCUGUUUCGCCUUUUUAAUGAUUAUGAUUUUAUGAAAGACGAAGAUGUAAAUGUAUUUGAGCUGUUUAUGAUGAGAUUUCAUUGUAAGUAGUAAUUAAUCUAACUUGAACGAAUCCAUGGUAAGAUGAAGUUGUUGCUUUUUUUUUUUUUUUUUUUUUUAUCCCCUUUUUUGGACGUUCAGUAGGAAGAUGUUAACACUUGCAUGUUUCUAUUUAAAUACAAUUGUACAAAUUGUAAAUAUAACAUUUCUUUCAGGGUGAAUUUCUACUACAGGUUGGCAUUUUUUACUAAAUUUAAAGAAAAAAAAUGCUGUAAAUAUAUUGUGAGAGACUUUAUGCACAUAUUUUUUUCUCCUCUUUCUCCCCUUGUUACAGAGGCAAUCCCAGUGUGUUAACACCAUAAAUCAAAUUGAUUUCGCCAUCUUUUUUCCAACGUGCUUGUAUACUUUGUCUCAUCAGAUCACCAUCGCCACAUCAUCGGUAGUCUCUCAAGUCCAAACGCAGACAUUUUUUUGUCCCCUCUGUAUUUGAUAUGGAGCCGUGUAUUUCAUUACGUGUAUAUCGUUGAGCUCACGUGUUGGAUGGAUAACAUGUACAGUCUGUCGUCUGCUUCCUCGUGAGAGAGAGAGAGAGGCGUGUAUUUACUGUGUCCAACAUGUCUUUUGAAACCGAGGUAUUUCGACCCACCUCAGAGCAGUUGUAGCAGUUUCUACAGUAUGUUGUAUAACCUUUCUAAGAGCAAAAGCCGUCUCCGUAGUGAGACCAGCAGCAUACAUGAUGUACAAUAAUCUGAAUUUGGCUACUUUUAAGAUGAACUGAUGAUAGAGAUACUAUAUAUGAUGGAUGCAAUAUGUUUUAAAGGUACCUGUUGAGUUUGAUCUUCAAACUCGGGUAAUGUAAUUUAAAAGCAUUCUUGUGAAGUGAGUAUUAAUUGUGACUAAUGAGAGUCUGUCCUAAAUAUUCUUUGUAUUUUGCCGUAUUGAGAAUAAAAUAUAUAUGGAUAUGUUUAA
Girardinichthys multiradiatus is the source of this 7246-nucleotide messenger RNA. It is a transcript of the gene aff4, whose product is annotated as AF4/FMR2 family, member 4. Gene Ontology annotation, cellular component: nucleus; super elongation complex. The record is from RefSeq and is a predicted model, not a curated record. Lineage: Eukaryota; Metazoa; Chordata; Actinopteri; Cyprinodontiformes; Goodeidae. The coding region runs from base 288 to 3602 and encodes 1104 amino acids. Gene Ontology annotation, biological process: regulation of gene expression. The transcript is spliced from 21 exons.